AUGUGGUUUUCGCAAGCUGACCAGGCAUUCUCUGAGGAAAAACUUGAACAAGUUAAUGGAUUCCUGAUCAAUAUCUUCUCUGCCACAUUCAUUGCUUUUAACCUCUGCCUCAUCAGCAGCCCGACAAUAAAGAUUACUGCUUUUCCCAUCUCUCGCGGUAUGUCGGUUUACAGUGAGUGUUGCAGAAGGCGGAUGAUAGCAUCGGGUGUUGACAUGGAAAACAAAGGGACAACCACAUUGAUGAGACGUUACGAGUUGGGGAAACUGUUGGGGCAAGGCACCUUUGCAAAGGUCUAUCAUGCAAAGGAUGUUACUACCGGUUCAAAUGUGGCCAUCAAGAUCAUUGACAAGGAAAAGAUUUUGAGGGUUGGCAUGGCUGAUCAAAUCAAAAGGGAGAUUUCUGUGAUGAAACUGGUUAGGCAUCCGAACAUUGUGCAACUUUAUGAGGUUAUGGCUAGCAAAAACAAGAUCUAUUUUGUCAUGGAAUAUAUGAGAGGAGGUGAGCUCUUCAAAAAGCGCGCUCGCGGGAUCAAAGAGGCAGGAUGGCUUGCUCCACACUACCUGUGGCACGCCUUCCUAUUUCGCCGGCUAAUCUCCAAAAUAUUGGAUCCAAAUCCGAACACCAGGAUAUCUAUACCUAAAAUCAUGGAAAAUCCUUGGUUCCGAAAGGGUUUUGAACCGAGUAUUGAAAGAGAAGCCAGUUGUGAUAGGAAGGCUGUAAUAAGGCUUGAUACAAAAGAGACUGGAAUCGAUUCACACCCGGGAUAUAAACCUGGUGGGACAAAUUGUAGCAAUGAACAAACGGCAAAAACCAUCAUCUCAAAGCUAGAGGAGUUAGCGGGGCGUCUAGGUUUGAAGGUAAGUAAAAAGGACAGAGGGUUGAUGAAACUAGAAAGAUCAAAGGCGGGCCGGAAAGGGGAAUUGUGUAUCGACGCAGAGAUCUUUGAGAUCACUCCAGAAUUUCAUUUGGUAGAGGUGAAAAAGUGUACUGGGGAUACCGUAGAAUAUGACCAGAUGGUUAAGCAGGACAUAAGGCCAGCAUUGAAGGACAUUGUAUGGGCAUGGCAAGGCAAUAUGCCAGAGCAACUACUUCCUCAGCUGCCGGAGAUGCCACAGGAACAGCACCAGCUCUCUCAAGUGCCUGCUGUUUUAGAGGCUGCAGGUUCAGCUGAGCUUCCUUGA
Oldenlandia corymbosa var. corymbosa is the source of this 1182-nucleotide messenger RNA. The record is from the annotation of a GenBank genome assembly. Lineage: Eukaryota; Viridiplantae; Streptophyta; Magnoliopsida; Gentianales; Rubiaceae.